AAAAAAUCUUCACACCUCUCUGACUCUCUCUUUCUCUCUCGUAUCUAUAAAUCAAAGCUCACAACAAAUUCACAAAAUCAUCUGACUCUCAACUAUGAGAAAAAAAUUAGGGUUUUAAAAAAAAUCAAUCAUCAUCGAUUUCAACCAAACGAUGCUUGAGUGUCAGUCGAUGAUGGAGAAAUUAUCACCGUUCAUGGACAUGGCUUCGUUAGAGAUCGAGUCUCUGCGAAGGAUCAAACGCACCAAACGCGAUGAAGAAGCACAAGAAGAAGAAAAAAAAGAAGAAUCGGAGGAGUCUACGACGUCGUCUUCGUCUUCGUCAUCAAACGCGUAUUUCGGAUUCCCUAACUUACCCAAAGAACCGACGAAUCGCGAUUUCGAUCAAAGCGUUUUGUGCAGAAUCCGCGUUCGGUUACCUGACGGGAGGAUAACGCAGAGGAGUUUCUUGAAGAGUGAAUCGGUUCAGCUUCUUUGGUCGUAUUGUAAUUCGCAGAUUGAUGAAUCGGAGAGGAAUCUGUUUAAGCUGAUCCAAGCGUUUCCUGGGGAUUAUAAGACUCUUCAUUAUGGAUCUAAUACGACUUUUGAACAAUCUGGUCUUGCCAAUUCUGUUGUUUCGGUUUCUUGGGUCUGAAGUGAUGAUUGAUUGAUGCUUCUUCUUUUAUUUUUAUUUUUAUUUUAUUUUGGAUCUGUAAUUAGCAAAAAAAAAAAAGCCAAAAUUGUAGCGAUUUCUUGUUUUGUUUCUGUUGGAAAAUUGCAAAAUUUCAUGGGGAAUGAUUUGGUUUCUUUCUUAUUGGAUUCUUGAUUUUGUUGGAAUAGUGAAAUCGCUUGUU
This is a messenger RNA of Camelina sativa (false flax), 830 nucleotides long. RefSeq names its product plant UBX domain-containing protein 12. Gene Ontology annotation, molecular function: ubiquitin binding. The record is from RefSeq and is a predicted model, not a curated record. Gene Ontology annotation, biological process: proteasome-mediated ubiquitin-dependent protein catabolic process. Gene Ontology annotation, cellular component: nucleus. NCBI's taxonomy places the organism in Eukaryota, Viridiplantae, Streptophyta, Magnoliopsida, Brassicales, Brassicaceae.